ACAUAUGAUCAAGGACUGAAACUCCAUUUUCUCUAAACAAGGGACCGAAUUUGCAGUUUACUCAUUGAUACCCAAUGCUCUCGGCCACUUCCCAACAAAACGCUACCAGACUAUCGUUGAAAGAGUAAAAGGCUGCCGUCGCCGAUCUCAAUCCCACGUUCCGAUGAACAACCGCGAUGCUUCCACAGAGGCAACCACCGCCACUGCUACUCCUGGACUGAUCAUCUCCAAAACAGAAACCCUUCAAUCAUUUCUUUCCACAUCAAUCAACAACCCUCACCUCUCCCCAGACCUCCGUCAAAUCGCAUCAUCCCUAUCUCUCCGACCCUCUUCCGUGCCCUACAAAUCCCUCCGAUCCAUUUGGCUCGCCUCCGAUCCAUCAACUCGACCUGCUCUAUCCGCCGUCGUAACUGGUUCGCACUUCAUCCUCAACAGCCCUCAACCUCGCGAAAAGAGCGAGGAACUGAAAGCGAGGCUCAGGAAAUACGAAGAGGCGGCAGAGAGGAAAGCAUAUAAAGAGCUAGUGAAGGAUAUUACUCCAAGAAGAGAUGAAAGUGAACCCUUUUCGUCAUACAAGGAUCAACUAGGAUUCGGUUUACAUGUGGCGCUUACGAUGUUUACAGGGUAUUUAGUUGGAUAUUAUACAUUUAGAGCAUUGUUUGGGCAUAGUCCUGUAAUGCAUGCUGCUGGAGGGAUACUUGGAUUUGUGGUGGGGAUGCUUGUAGAAACAGUUCUUUUUAUGAUAAGAACUACCAGCCAAGAUCGUAUGAAGACCACAUUUACAGCUUCUAAAUUAAAGAAGAAUCAAUAGAUUUUUGUGUGUAAAUCUUUAUAAAUUAUUGUGUUUUUGCAAAUUUUGGGUAGAAGAAAUAUUUGUUGUUGUUUACAUGAAUGCCUAUUUCUUUGAUUUGGAUGGUUGUAUUAGGAAUGUAAAUGGAUAUUGGAAUAAUAAUUUAGUUUUGAAAAAACUAUUUACCAUGAA
Molecule: messenger RNA, 982 nt
Organism: Lactuca sativa (garden lettuce)
Lineage: Eukaryota; Viridiplantae; Streptophyta; Magnoliopsida; Asterales; Asteraceae
Product: ER-based factor for assembly of V-ATPase
Biological process (GO): vacuolar proton-transporting V-type ATPase complex assembly
Cellular component (GO): endomembrane system
Source: RefSeq, a predicted model, not a curated record